Ictidomys tridecemlineatus (thirteen-lined ground squirrel) is the source of this 1656-nucleotide messenger RNA. The record is from RefSeq and is a predicted model, not a curated record. NCBI's taxonomy places the organism in Eukaryota, Metazoa, Chordata, Mammalia, Rodentia, Sciuridae.
CAGCGCUGGGCACUGAGCGCUUCUGUCUUUUGCAGAUGUUCCCCCUUCCUCAGAAGGAAUGCAGGGAGCCUGCCACCUGUCUGGGCUCGGCCUCCACCCAGGACAUGGGCCGAUACUGUCAGGGUGACGUGGAAGGAGAAUGCUCCAGAAGAGCAGAGCUGAAGCUGCCGGAGCUCUGUGGAGUUGGUGAUCCCAUCGCCAUGUUCUCCUCUGCCAGCUCCUGCCUGUCCUCCAGAGGCAGAGUCAUCAAAUGGUUCUGGGACUCGGCGGAGGAGAACUAUUGGACCUACCACAGGGAUGAGUAUGACGAGGACAAGAACCCCAAUGGCGUCGUUAACUUGGGCAUCAGUGAGAACAAACUCUGCUUUGACCUGCUGUCCAGGCGGCUGACUCAGAGUGACAUGCUGCGGGUAGAGCCGCCCCUGCUGCAGUACCCUGACUGGAGGGGGCACCUGUUGAUGCCCAGGGGGUCAGGGGUGUUGCAGCCAGAGGAUGACAGGUCCUGCCUCUUCCUGUCCCCAGAGGCUUUCCUGAUCCCCACCCCUUACUACGGAGCCAUCACACAGCAUGUCUAUCUCUAUGGCAACGUCCGACUGGCCUAUGUCUAUCUGGACAGUGAGGUCACCGGGCAGGACACACGCCCCUUCCAGCUCACGGUGGAGAAGCUGGAGACGGCCCUGCAGGGAGCUAGAUCUGAGGGUGUCAAGGUCAAGGGCCUCAUCCUCAUCAACCCCCAGAAUCCUCUGGGGGACAUCUACUCCCCGGGAGAGCUGCAGGAGUUCCUGGGAUUUGCCAAGAGGCACUCGCUGCACGUGAUCGUGGAUGAAAUCUACAUGCUGUCCGUGUUCCAGGAGUCGCUCGAGUUCCGCAGCGUCCUGAGCCUGGAGAGGCUGCCGGACCCCCAGAGGACCCACGUACUGUGGGGCAUGAGCAAGGACUUCGGGAUGUCCGGGCUUCACGUUGGCACACUGUACACAGAAAACCAGGACGUGGCCACCGCCGUGGCUUCCCUCUGUCACUAUCACGGCCUCAGUGGCCUGGUCCAGUACCAGGUGGCACAGCUGCUCUGGGACCGAGACUGGAUCAACCGCGUGUACCUGCCUGAAAACCUUGCCCGGCUCAAGGCUGCCCACACCUACGUCUCGGAGGAGCUCAGGGCCCUGGGGGUCCCCUUCCUGAGUCGUGGGGCAGGUUUCUUCAUCUGGGUUGACCUGAGGAAGUACCUGCGCAAGGCCACCUUUGAGGAGGAGAUGCUGCUGUGGCGCCGUUUUCUGGACAAUAAGGUGCUGCUGGUCUUUGGCAAGUUCUUUGAGUGUAAGGAGCCCGGCUGGUUCCGCGUGGUCUUCUCAGACAGGCCCCACCGGCUUCGCCUGGGGAUGCAGAGGGUCCGGCAGGUGCUUGAGAGCAACCCCAAGUGACAGAGGAAGCCCCUCCCUGGCAGGCCCGGGAGCCCAGGACCAGGGCAGAUGGGCUGCUCAGUGUCUGGUCAGCAGCCACUGCCUCCCACCUGGACCACCUGGAUCAGGGCUGCAAGACGGGCUGGACUUGCCCCGAGGACCUCUUUCCUGCCCGUCUGGGUGGCAGCAGGAGACUCCUUAAGCCGAGCUUCAUCUUGGCCAUUGCUGUCCCCUAUUAAAGAACCUGGGACCCCCUAGA